Molecule: messenger RNA, 489 nt
Organism: Trypanosoma grayi
Lineage: Eukaryota; Euglenozoa; Kinetoplastea; Trypanosomatida; Trypanosomatidae
Exons: 1
Coding region: 1-489 (162 amino acids)
Source: RefSeq, a predicted model, not a curated record
AUGGCGACAAAACGACUGAGAGGGUAUGUCGUGAAGUACAGUGCAGACGAAGGCAUAGGUUUCAUCAAGCCAGUCCUCAAGCACGCAACCACUGUAUGUUGUGGUGGUGGAAAUGUACUUCACGUGGAACCGACUGAUCGGAUCAUCUUUUACAGUAGGGAUGUGUGCUCGGAGACUGAGAGAGGACAUACUGCAAUGGUUCCAGUGGUACCUGUAGGGGGGAUCGUCUUGUUUGCGUUGCACGGCCGUAAAUCUUCGGCGCGUGGCUUCACGUCAGGCGCCGAUGUGGUGUUUAGUGCCACAAAUGUCACGAUGGAUGAAGUAUCAUCACAGAUUUCUUUACAAUACCUCACCGAGUCCGAAUGGAUGGCGUGGAGAGCGGAGCGAAAGUGGAUGGAUAACAUGCUACAGGAUAGGGCCUGGCGAGACUCUUUUGUCUUUGAUGAGGCUACGUUGAGUUCGGCCUGUGGAAUUCCCAUCGACUUUUAA